UAUACAAAUAAAACUAAUCAAACAUAUGAGAAUCUGGAGACUCGGUUCAAUAAAAGGCACCCGUGUUCUACUUGCGGCAACAGUAUUAAUUAUGCCGUCUUCAAGAAACUACGCUGUUGCAUUACUUGCUCUAGCAGCUCUUCACAUUACCGCUGCUCCCCUGUGGGAUGACAAGGAUCCCGAGCAGAUCCUGUUCAUCGUGUCGCGCUGUAUGGAAGAAUGGUCCCGAUUGGCGAGCGAACCGCAAACCGCCCUGAAGAACUGGAUGAACUGGAAACUGGAACCGGCGAACGACCCAGCUACCCAAUGUUACACGACCUGUGUGCUGGAAAACAUCGGGUUCUACGAGCCCGCCGAAAAGAGGUUCAAGGGGGUUCGUGUGAUGCAACAAUGGGAGGUACACCAUCGACUAAUGACUGCAGAUCGCGAAAGUGUGCAUCGCCUGACGGAUGCGUUUGAUAUGGUUCCCACCCUAAAAUCGUCCAAAUGCUCGGAUGUGUUCAAUGCUUACCAAUAUAUUCAUGCUAACAACUUGGGCACGAUUCGAUCUAUUCUAUUCUGCGAUGGAAAGUCUGCCGAAAACUACUACAAGGAAAAGGGAGCGAAAAUCAAACAGAAAGGACAAUCUCUUUUCGAGUUCUGUGAGAAUAUAAACUAUCCCAUAGGCAGUCCACAACGAAGCCAGUUAUGCAAAAUCAGAAAAUAUGAAUUGGUGGAAGGAGAAAUAUUCGAUAAGCAUAUGGAAUGUGUCUUCAAAGGUUUGCGCUACAUGACGACCAAGAACGAAUUGGAUGUUGAGGAAAUCGCUAGGGAUUUCAGGCAGGUGGGAAAGCCGCUACACGAAGUGAAGGCUGUCUUGCGAAAAUGCAAGAGUGAGAUAACGGAAAAGGACCCAGGGAAACUAGCCGUUCACUAUUACAAGUGCUUACUGAAUGAUCCGAAAGUGGCGACAGACUUUAAGGAAGCGUUUGAUUAUCGCGAAAUUAGAUCCAAAGAUUACAUGGCGCAGCUCAAAGGGGAAUUGAAGCCAUACGAGAGAAGUGACGUACGUAAACAGGUGGACGAUAUCGACAAUAAACAGUGUGGCUAAUCGACGUUAAAAAGUGUUUGACAUCUGUAAAAACAGAUUUCCUUGAACUUCUCAGUCCAAUUUCCAAUCUUUAAAUGAAUUGAUAAAAACUAAUUAAAUAAAAAAAACCUUUUAUAGCUGACAUGCAUCUUA
Molecule: messenger RNA, 1222 nt
Organism: Armigeres subalbatus
Lineage: Eukaryota; Metazoa; Arthropoda; Insecta; Diptera; Culicidae
Product: 37 kDa salivary gland allergen Aed a 2-like
Exons: 5
Coding region: 26-1090 (354 amino acids)
Biological process (GO): sensory perception of smell
Molecular function (GO): odorant binding
Source: RefSeq, a predicted model, not a curated record